UCUCUCUCUCUCUCCACCCCCACCCCCUCCCCCGUGCCGUCGGCCGGCCGCAUCCCCGCCGCGCGGCCUCGCCCCCCACACGCCGACGGAUCUCCGGAUCUGCGCGGCCUCGCCCCCCACCCGCCCGGAUCCGCACCGAGGCGCGGGUGCCGCCUCCACAGGAAGGAAUUCGGUUCUCCCCCUCGCAGGCGGUGUCCUCGACGGUCAGCGGCGGCGACCCGGCGCGGGAGUCCUUUCGCCGGUAAGGAACCCUAGAUUUCUGUUCGUUUUCCUCUUCUCCCGUGCCUUCCUUCUCCUACUCAGCCGCGCCACCAUGACUUUCCCCAUGGCCACCUCCACCGCCUCCACGGCUGCCGCCGCUUCCCUCCGUCUCCUCCCCGCGCCGGCCACCCCAUCCUCCCGCACUAUCCGCUUCCCGCCCAUACGCCGCCGCGCGCCCCACGCCCUCUUGUCCGUCUCCGCCCUCAGCAAGCUCUCCGAGGCGUCCCCCGUCCCCAUCUCGCAGGAGCCCACCCAGACUUUGCCCGACGAGGACGCGCCGCCCCCUAGGCCCGGGGUCUACGGCGUCUUCGAUCCCGCCGGGGACCUGCAGUUUCUCGGGAUCUCGCGCAACGUCAGGGCCAGCAUCGAGGGGCACCGCAGAAAGGUGCACGCUGACCUCUGUGCCUCCGUCAAGCGGAAGAGGGCUUCCAAUGGCCCUGUGAUUGCCGCUCCGGAGAAGGAGGCCCUUGCUGCCGGCUGCCGCAAGGAGCUCGCGGGCUUGUUGGAGUAUUUCAAGGAGGUUUCUGGCCACAAGAUGCAGAUCGAUGGUGGUGGAAACCUGUCAACCAAUGCCAUGAUUGGGUGCUUGCUGGAGGAGAGCAAUCUUGGGCUAUCCAAGUUGGUGGAUGAGACAUUUGAGAAGCUCAAGGGAACAGAGGGUGUCUCUGUCGCUUCGGUCCGCAGCUCAGUCCUGCUCAUUGGACAGAGGAUGAUGUACGGACAAUCUAGCCCCGAUGCUGAUGUGUUGGAAGAUGAAUCGGAUCUUUCUCUUUGGUGUUGGGAGAAGCAAUAUGCCUACGUCGACUCCCUCAAGCUCGCCUGCAACGGCAAGGAGGUCUGGGUCUUCGACAUCGACGAGACCACCCUCUCCAACCUCCCCUACUACGCCAAGCACGGCUUCGGAGAUGAUUGUGUGUUUCUUGAAGGUCUGUCGGGCGCCAAGAAUUUGGAGUUGAUAGCUGACUACGUUAUGGCAGGGCCUUCUUAUAUUCUGACAAGAGUCAAGCUAUCACUGUGACGAUGCCAGAAUCAUGCAUCUCCAUCGUAUACCUAUUCUUUGGUUUCUCUUUUUCCAACCUAAUCCGAAGUAUGCAUUUCUUCAACCUAGAUACUGCAUGGUUGAAAUUAGAAAAUGGAACAUGUUUGGAGUGUGUGCCAAGAUAAUGUUUAUGUUUAGAUUUGGUAAGAAACUGAGUACCCACACACAUGAGAUUGUAACAUCUGUAGCCAACUUAUUUCUUCAUGUAAUCUUAUUGAUAAUGUAGGACCAUAGCACGGAUGCGAACUCGGUAGCUAGCCAAUAUGCAAUGCCUAUGCUAAUAAUCUUUUGUCCAAGUAGCUGCAAAGGGUUACUCUGAUGACCACAUGGCGGCCCUGUCUUUGGGACAGUUGAUUACAGUUUGUAGUUCAGGGAUAAGUGAUCAGUUAAUACAAUAGCUUUAAAUAGUGCGUGGUAUGACCGCUAUCGCUGCUAUUGUGCCUUGACCUCAGCGCUAUUUUCCCUUUGCUAAAUCACAGGAUAUAUUGCCAAUAUUGUGGGAAAUAGCACUACAAUCAUGCAAUUUUAGACCCCCUGUGGCAGGUCCAACGCGUGCAAUCUUAAUCUUUGGCUAAUUCAAGAGUGAAUAAUUUCACAUAGUAGUUCUUUUAUAUAUUAGAGCAUAUAUAGAUGGUAGACCUAAGGUUUUAGUUUGCCUCAUACAUGCGUCCACAAAGGUUAAGGACCCCCUAGCUUCUCUUCAAUGACGUGCCACCACUAAUGUGUUUGCCUAGGUACCAACAGGUUGUUGAUCAGUCCUCCACGGCAUGCACAUCAUCUACCACCCAGUUCAAAAUUCCGAUUUCGGCAGCCCUUCACCUUUGCCGACAGCCUGGUAUGGCACAACCAGUCUACUCUGAAGCUAGACUUUCUUACAAUAUGUGUAAGAGACCAGCACCCGUGUCCACUAUUGAAGAUGGUCACGGUUAUACUACAAUGCAUGGAUGUGUUGGCAGCUAUGUCCACAGUCCACAUGGAGAUCAAUAGACAUGGUGUAGAACGAUCAGAGACUCCUGCACUAGGAGCUGAUAUGGUUAUUGUGACAAUAAGUGCAGUUGAUGGGUGGACUGAAGAUGACACUAAACUUAUCAAACGUGUCAUGAUUGAUAAGGUACCAUCAGUUUCAUUUUCUCAACAAUUUUGUUGAUGAUGUCCGGUUGCCUGGUUGAUGGUUUGCAUGCCUUCUGUUUGAGCAACAUAUUCAACAAAUUCUGCAUUGGAAAAUGAUGUCUUUCGAAUCAUGCUGGUCCUCGGUCAUUUUCGACACUUUUGACCUUUGAGCAGCAUAUGCAGUGGCAUAGAACGAUCUCAACAAGCCUGGUAGGGUAACCAAAGAACAAGCAAUGAAAUUGAACCCAUUUUCUGGAUGGGGUCAAAGAUCUAUAGGCUGGGAUUACUGUUGUCACUGCCCUUUAGAUUUGGGUUGUAUCGUUGUGUAUUAUAUUUGCUAUGGAGCUAUGUAUGUAUGGAUGCUAUGGAACUA
Molecule: messenger RNA, 2783 nt
Organism: Hordeum vulgare subsp. vulgare (domesticated barley)
Lineage: Eukaryota; Viridiplantae; Streptophyta; Magnoliopsida; Poales; Poaceae
Exons: 7
Coding region: 314-1279 (321 amino acids)
Biological process (GO): nucleosome assembly
Cellular component (GO): CAF-1 complex; nucleus
Source: RefSeq, a predicted model, not a curated record